Molecule: messenger RNA, 1089 nt
Organism: Penicillium soppii
Lineage: Eukaryota; Fungi; Ascomycota; Eurotiomycetes; Eurotiales; Aspergillaceae
Exons: 2
Coding region: 1-1089 (362 amino acids)
Biological process (GO): proteolysis
Molecular function (GO): metalloendopeptidase activity
Source: RefSeq, a predicted model, not a curated record
AUGAAGCAAUCAAAUCUGUUCGUCUAUAUAGUCUCACUUGUAUUCCUCGUUCCGGUGUCGGUGUCAGCUUUACCAUCCGAAGCAAGCGCAUUUCGAUUUACCAAUCCAACCACAUACCCUUCUCUGAGUGAUGGCCGACCGGUAUCGGCCUUUGAUAUCAUCACUAACAUCGACGAAUUAAAGUUUGCGAUCAAGUUCUCCCUAAAAACAAACGACGACCUUAUAUCACAAGACGCCACUGUCCAGCAUUCAAAUAGACGAACAACGGGCGAAAGACAGUCCAUCCCCAGGCUCUACCUGACCAAAGGAUCAGUAUGGAUUCAAGAAAGAGCGGGCACAAAGUGGGAGGACGCUGGAUGGGCACGCUUUGCUGUCAGCCAAGGUAAAGAAGGUGUCUCGUUUGAUGGAACGUUCACCCUCUUUGACUCGCAGUACGAGGUGCAGCUGGAGGGAGAUGACAAUGAGUCCCCGAAAAUGAUAGCCCACAAACGCAAUUCAGACUUCACAGUCGGCAAUCACACAUCGCACUCGUGCGCCACUGCACAUGAAGAGUUCCUAGACAAACGGCAGCUUGGAUGGAAUGCAUGGGGCGAUAAUCUGGCAGAGAACAUUGGAAAUACCUACGGUUGUCCGAACGCAAGACGGAUUGCCAACAUCGGUAUCAUGACCGAUUGUACUUACAGCGCAAGCUUCAAUUCCUCGGAAUCUGCCCGCAGAUACAUCUUGAACAUGGUGAACACGGCUUCGGUUGUAUUUGAAAAUAGCUUCAAUGUCUCCCUCAGCAUUCAGAAUCUGACUAUAAGUGACGAUGAGUGCCCAACGACUACCUCGACAUCUACGUGGAAUGCUCCAUGUUCCGAGGGCGAUUUGAACUCUCGUCUUCAGAGUUUCUCCUCGUGGAGAAGCUCAAUCAGUGACACGAACGCAUAUUGGACUCUUCUGACCGGAUGUUCAGUGAACGGAGGCGAGGUCGGCGUCUCUUGGAUUGGCGCAUUGUGCAAUUCUGGGUCUGGAUCUGGUGCAAUUAACGGCGGAGCCAGCGCCAACGUCGUUGCGCGCACACAGUCCGAAUGGCAGGUUUUUGCGUAA